GGUCAGGUGAAUACACCUACAUGCUAUCCAUUUGACUAGUUAAACUAGCUCCAGCAGGGCUUUAGAUUUCCCAGGUGUGUUUGAUACUGGGCAAAGUAUGAACCAGAAAGCCAAUGCACAGGAUAAAUGGGCCCAAACCGGAUGGAGAAUAGAGCAGAAGUAUGCAAACAAAGUGUUGUUAGGCAACUGGGCUGAAGAAAGACUUCAGUUCACUCGCAAGCCAAAGAUAGCCUACAGCACCAGUUGUGUAGACUACCGACCCCACUGGGAUUUCAAGCCAGACAUCUCUGAGAGAAGAUCUGCCCUGCUGAGAGCUGAGGGGCUUUCAUCUAAGAUGAUUUUUGGGCACCAUGACCCGCCAUCCUCACAUUAUCUGGUCACACAGUAUGCGGAAAGCUACGGGCGUAAUCUCAUCAAUGCUUUGCCCACUCUGCAACACAGACAUGCAGACAACUUGACACAAAAGCCCGAGAGGUCUGACCAGCUGACUUCUGCACUUCCAAACAACUUUGGCCCGCUGCAGACCACAAAUCACCAUUUUGAAAUACAGCAGUCACACCUUCCAUCUCUGACUGAGUACAGGUCAGCAUACCAGAGGCAACCACUUAGUGCCUUCUGCCAGAGCCGCUUUGCCAAGGCUUCACACAUGCUCUCCAGCCACCUCUAUGAAGCCAAUCAUAACAACAAGGAUCUGGAUCUGAGACAGAACUUGAUCCUACAAGUCCCGGAUCAUUAUUUCAGCCUAUGUCCACCAUCACAACAGGCUUAAUUUCAGUAUUGUAGCUAUGAAACUGCCUCUGAUACUGGUUAAUUUAGAAGCUGUGUUUGUGGAUUCCCUUUUUCCGUAGUUGGCAACAAGUAAAACCCUAACUCAACAAACCAUUUGGGGAAAUCAAAUGGAUUUUAAAAAAUUAAAGACGAUUCUCAUUAUCUUGUAAGGACUACUGUGGAUUUACGCUGGUGAGUUGCUUUAGCAUUUAUAUGUGUGGGAGGGAGAAAGGGAUGGGACUAUAAAUUAUCUCCACCCUUUCAGAGCAUAAUUACAUGCAAAUUCUUUCUCUGCGCAGUGUGUAUGUGAAACUGGAAAUGGGCUGUUAGUAUUACUCUAGAUACUCUGCGGGAGAAAUAAAUAAAUAAAAAUACUGUUGAUGCCAGAACUGACCUGGGUAUUUAGGUAAAACAGAAGCAAUGAGUCAUCCAAGGCAAUGUCUGAAGGGAUGUGUCUAACUCCCAUUCCAUUAGGUGUUUAAUUACAGAGAAUCAAAGUGUUUAAUUAGGAAGAAUCAAAGAUGCUUAUGUUUGAUGGUCAACCAUCUGCGUCUGCCUCCCUUUUUCCCACUUGCCUGCUGCCUUCCAGUGUAGCUCUGUUUCACCCACUGUUAGCUAGUUAGUCUCUCUACUGUGCUGCUGAUGCCUGUGUGUCACAUGACACCCUUGGGUUAUGGGAAAUCUUCAACACAACACGUCUUACCAAAGAACUGCUGUAUUUGCCUCUGAGCCACAUGAUGGUGCUAUAGCAGCACGUCACUCUCGCUGUCUUUUAAGUCCUUGCCUUUACAGUCUGUACAGUGAGGGACUUAAUUGUAAAUGAAGAAACAAUGAGGGAUUUAAUAUUUGCAUCAUUCUUAUGCAUAUUCAGUUGUUAAUGUAAUCAACACAGUAAAAUAAACCACACAUGUUUAGAUUGUGCUUGUAUUAUUCUAUUACUGUUUAUAAGUCACACAAACAGCAGAAUAGACAUCUUGUUUAAUAGAAUU
Molecule: messenger RNA, 1757 nt
Organism: Oreochromis aureus
Lineage: Eukaryota; Metazoa; Chordata; Actinopteri; Cichliformes; Cichlidae
Gene: cfap107
Product: chromosome 5 C1orf158 homolog
Exons: 4
Coding region: 98-769 (223 amino acids)
Source: RefSeq, a predicted model, not a curated record